AUGGAGAGUUGGGAUAUUAGCGAUGUGGUAUCUCCUCAUAUAAGUGAUUUGUUAGAUGAUGAAGAUCAAGAACUAGAAGAAAUUCGGAGGGAGCAAGAUGAGAAGGAACAGAUGGCUUUGUGUCAAAUAACAGGUAAAUACACUUUGAUGGAUUAUGCAAAAUACAUAUGCAAAGAACCCCGUCAUACAUCAAAAUGCUCUGGAAAUGUAUUUAUUCAAGAGAUAUUACGAGGAAACGAGACUCGUUGUUAUGAAAAUUUUCGAUUGCAGAAGGUGGUGUUUAUUGAUCUAUCCAGUGAUUUAACUAAAAAAUAUGGGCUUAAACCCACGCGUGGAAUGUCUAUACAUGAAAUGUUAGGCAUGUUCUUGAUGACUUGUGUACCUGGAGCUGGAAAUCGAAUGAUACAAGAUAUCUUUCAACAUUCUGGAGAGACGGAUAGUAUUGGAGCUAUUGAUGGCACACAUAUUAAAGCUAGAUUAUUGCAAGGUCAAGAGAUACCAUAUAUUGGACGUAAAGGUUAUCCGACUCAGAACAUUCUUGUUGUUUUAGAUGUUAAUAUGUGUUUUACAUUUGCAUGGGCUAGGUGGGAAGGAGCAGCUCACGAUACUAGUAUAUUUGGUGAGGCCCUUCGCAGAAGAGAGCUCAACUUUCGACAUCCACGCGGAAACAAAUAUAAUCUAGUUGAUGCAGAAUAUUCACACAUGAAUGGAUACAUGGCUCCAUACAAAGGAGAUAAUGUCAGAUAUCAUCUAGCUGAAUUUCGCGGGGGUGCAACACGACAAUUGCGAGAGCCAAGAGAACACAUUGAAAAAUUUAACUAUUUGCAUUUUUCUUGCAGAAAUAUAGUAGAGGGUACAUUUUGCGUUUGGAAAGCAAGAUGGUCUAUUUUCCAAGACAUGCCUUACUACCACAUUGACACUUCAAGGGACAUCGUACUUGCUACUAUGGCCAUUCACAAUUAUAUUAGAAAGAAAUGCAAUGUAGAUGAUGCAUUCCAAAUAGCUGAGAAUGAAAGAUAUAUUCCAUCGGUUGAUUCUAAUGUUAGCACAACUUCAAGAGCUAACGAUGUAGAUGUCGAAAACGUGGGAGAACAAAGUGAUGUCUAUUGGAUGGGGUUUUGUGAUAUGAUUGCUAAUGAAAUUUCCAAUGCUUGA
Lycium barbarum (goji berry) is the source of this 1155-nucleotide messenger RNA. RefSeq lists its product as uncharacterized. The record is from RefSeq and is a predicted model, not a curated record. The transcript has 2 exons. Bases 1 to 1155 code for a protein of 384 amino acids. Lineage: Eukaryota; Viridiplantae; Streptophyta; Magnoliopsida; Solanales; Solanaceae.